AUGGCAAAAAAAUCUGAAGUAAUAGGGGGUUGGUACCACGAGAAAAAAGUCCCAGUUGAAGAGGUGCCUAUGUUACUUCGGUGUCACCAAGAAAUGCUUCGAAAUGUUAAUGCCCCUGUAGAACUAUCAUACCAAACGGAAAUUUUUAUCGGUCAAACUUACCAGUUGAGGAAUAAAUACCUUAUACCAAACACCUUGUUAUUCUUAACGGCUUCACUGGAUGAAGUACAAAUAAUGAAAGGUGCAGAUUUUCAGGAUAAAUGCUUGGCAGUAGCCAGCACUAACGGCAAACCAACCAGAAGCAACACCUUUCAAUUCGUAAGCCCUUGCGCAAAAUUGAACACCUCUCAAAACAAAAUAUGCUACGAAGAGGAUUUCUACAUCAAGUUGGCCAGCAAGGAUUUGUAUUUGAAGUACGAAAACUCCCGACCGCACUCCUUGACAGAAUACCCCGAGAUACGGCUUACAGACUCUCCAGACAGUUAUUGCAGGUUCAAAUUUUUCUACUGGAAUGACAAAUACAAAUAUAUGGACUUACGCACGACCGACUUACAAUCUCGGGUUUAUAUUAUACACACAAAAUCUGGAUUGCAUCUGUGCGCCGAAGAAUCACAGAUACCGACGUUGAUGGGUGACGUGUACGAAAUAAAGUGCAGGUGGGGUAAAGAUAUUGUAGGGAAUUAUAGUCCUGGGUGUAUAUGGAAAGUUAUCUCUAAUAGAUAA
Brassicogethes aeneus is the source of this 723-nucleotide messenger RNA. NCBI's taxonomy places the organism in Eukaryota, Metazoa, Arthropoda, Insecta, Coleoptera, Nitidulidae. The record is from the annotation of a GenBank genome assembly.